AUGCCACGUUUUCCAGAUCGAACUUGUUUUAUAAAUAAAUUAAAUAAUAUUUUAUUACGAUUUAAUAAUUAUAUUCAUAAUUGGACACAUAUUGAUGGUGAAAAUUUAUUAAAAAAAUCAAAUUAUGAACCAAGUCAAGCAUUAGCAAGACUUGCAGCAAUAGCUAAACGUGCUGGAAUUGUUAUUAAUAAUAAUGAUGAUGAAAAUAGUAAUAGUAGACUAUCAUGUUUAUUUAAUGAAUCUGAAUUACGUCGAAUAUCAGCGAAUAAUUGUUUACGUGUAUCAUUUAUAAAUCGUUUUGCCCAAUUAUUUAGUCAAAUGGAUGCAUUUAUAUGUUAUCCACCAGUGGGCAAAUAUUCUAAUGUUGAUCAAUGA
Molecule: messenger RNA, 375 nt
Organism: Rotaria sp. Silwood1
Lineage: Eukaryota; Metazoa; Rotifera; Eurotatoria; Philodinida; Philodinidae
Source: the annotation of a GenBank genome assembly